This is a messenger RNA of Trichoderma harzianum CBS 226.95, 426 nucleotides long. RefSeq lists its product as hypothetical. The annotation marks the transcript as partial. Gene Ontology annotation, biological process: mycotoxin biosynthetic process. The record is from RefSeq and is a predicted model, not a curated record. Lineage: Eukaryota; Fungi; Ascomycota; Sordariomycetes; Hypocreales; Hypocreaceae. The transcript has a single exon.
GGCAAUGGUGCUUUGGCCUAUCUUGAAGUUUUUCGAAACCUAGGAUGCUUGAACCUUUUGCGGCAGCACACAUACAGGGAAGAGUAUGACUACUCUUACUUGGAUGCAUUCCAAGGUACCGAGGCGCAAAUAAUGGCUCGAGUUGAUGGUUGUGUGCAGAGGCUUCGGGAGGUGCUCAUGUGUUUGGGCGACACAACACCAUAUCUAAUCAUGUUGACUCCAGAAAAAGCUCAGAAAGAGUCGCCUGAUUUUAACACAUUGCAUAAUUGCCGCAAUUUUGAUAAAAUUCUAGAAUGGACGAAGGAGAGAGAGAGUCCUACGCUGCAUAAGCUGCCAAAUUUGUAUAGCCUUAGCCGUGAGUAGUUAAAAUUGUUUAGGCAGAGAACUAGCCUUACUGACAUCGUCUGCAAAAAAUAAAUAAAUCUA